Messenger RNA from Notechis scutatus (mainland tiger snake), 692 nucleotides. RefSeq names its product ARF like GTPase 2 (gene ARL2). The record is from RefSeq and is a predicted model, not a curated record. NCBI's taxonomy places the organism in Eukaryota, Metazoa, Chordata, Lepidosauria, Squamata, Elapidae. Gene Ontology annotation, molecular function: GTP binding; GTPase activity.
GGCCGCGCGCGGUAUCCCGGCGGUGGGCGGAGCGCGGGCAGAGCUUCCGCGCGGGCGAUGGGGCUGCUGAGCAUCUUGAAGAAGAUGCGGCAAAAGGAGCGGGAGCUGCGGCUGCUGAUGCUGGGCCUGGACAACGCCGGCAAAACCACCAUCCUGAAAAAGUUCAAUGGGGACGAGAUCGACACCAUCUCGCCCACGCUGGGCUUCAACAUCAAGACCCUGGAGCACCGCGGGUUCAAGCUGAACAUCUGGGACGUCGGCGGCCAGAAAUCCCUGCGCUCCUACUGGCGCAACUAUUUUGAGAGCACUGAUGGGCUCAUCUGGGUGGUGGACAGCGCCGACCACCAGCGGCUGGAGGACUGCAAGAAGGAGUUGCAGACCCUCCUGGUGGAAGAGCGCUUGGCCGGGGCCACGCUUCUCAUCUUUGCCAAUAAGCAGGACCUGCCAGGUGCGUUAAGUCCCAGCGCCAUCCAGGAGGCCCUGGGCCUCGACAGCAUCCAGACCCACCAUUGGUGCAUCCGAGGUUGCAGUGCUUACACCGGGGAAAAUCUACUGGCGGGCAUCGAUUGGCUGUUGGAUGACAUCUCAAGCCGGAUAUUCACCGCAGAUUGAGAGGAUCUAAGAGUGUUUUUCAAUCUUGGCCGCUGGAAGAUGGGUGGACUUCAACUCCCAGAAUUCCCCAGACAGCUGUC